CUAUAAUUAUAAACCUACAAACUUCUUUGAACUUGGUCACCUUAAAACUAGGUUGUGUAGGUUUCAUUAUCCUAAAUAUUUGAGAAUAACAUUGCAUGUAGGAGGAGGUUUUACAUCACUGAGGUAAGCAAUAUAAACUCAGGUGACUUAUGUUUGACCAUUUACAUUCCAUCGAAUAGGAAAGAGUAUUCAUUUGAGAGAAUAGAAAGCCAUUUGUGAUAUAUCUUCUAGCUUUGGGCCUCAGGGGUACUAAAUAUGUUUCCUAAUGGUUCAUGUGCUUGCGGAGAAGCUUGUUCCUUUAACAGUGCACCAGAAAUAUUGAUGUGACCAUUGAUAGUGGAUCUCAAAUUGAGAUUCUGCAUUAAACAUUCAUCUUCGUUAAAGUCUCAUUUAAGGGAACUUGGUCAAUUUAUGUUUUGUUGUCGGUACUGCAUAUGACAUUAGACUUCUGCAUCAUUUUCAGGAUAAAAAUCUGUGGCUUAUCUAGUUGUGCAAUGCAAGUUAUUGGGUAAAAAUCUAAAUUUGCAGGACUUGACGUUUGAAAGCCGUGACCAUGUCCUCAUCAUAUCUCCCAGCAACUACUGACUCACUUGCUCAGGCUUUGGAAGCCAAAACCCCAUCUGAGGCGAUCUCUAUCCUUUAUCGGACACUUGAUGACCCUUCAUCUUUUUCUGAAGCUUUACGGAUAAAAGAACAAGCCAUCUCUAAUCUCUCAGACCUUCUUAGACAAGAGAACAGGGCAGCUGAUCUUCAAAAACUUCUGACUCAAUUGCGGCCCUUCUUUUCCUUGAUCCCAAAGGCAAAAACUGCUAAAAUUGUUCGUGGAAUUGUUGAUGCGGUAGUUAAAAUACCAGGCACAUCUGAUCUCCAGAUCUCCCUUUGCAAAGAAAUAGUGCAGUGGACCCGUGCUGAGAAGCGAACUUUCCUUCGACAACGAAUUGAGGCAAGGCUUGCAGCUCUUUUGAUGGAAAGCAAGGAGUAUUCUGAAGCAUUGACCCUACUUUCGGGCCUCAUCAAGGAGGUGAGAAGAUUAGAUGACAAGCUGCUUCUUGUGGAGAUAGUCUUGUUGGAGAGCAAGCUCCAUUUCUCUCUGAGAAAUCUUCCAAAAGCCAAGGCUGCCCUUACAGCGGCAAGAACAGCAGCCAACGCCAUUUAUGUGCCUCCAGCUCAGCAGGGCAGCAUAGACUUGCAAAGUGGGAUUCUCCAUGCGGAAGAGAAGGAUUAUAAAACUGCUUACAGCUAUUUCUUUGAAGCAUUCGAAGCUUUCAAUGCCCUUGAAGAUCCCCAAGCCAUAUAUAGCCUUAAGUACAUGUUGUUGUCCAAAAUCAUGGUAAGCCAGGCUGAUGAUGUAGCAGGAAUAAUAUCAUCAGCCAAGGUGGGAUUGCAAUAUCAGGGGCCAGAACUUGAUGCAAUGAAAGCUGUUGCUGAUGCUUAUUCAAAACGCUCUUUGAAGCUCUUUGAGAUUGCUCUUCGCAACUUUAAAGCCCAGCUAGAGGAAGACCCUAUUGUCCCCAGGCACCUCUCUUCCCUCUAUGACACGCUGCUGGAGCAGAAUCUUUGCAGGUUGAUCGAGCCUUUCUCAAGGGUUGAGAUUGCUCACAUUGCCGAGUUAAUUGAGUUGCCUGCUGACCACGUGGAGAAAAAAUCAUCUCAAAUGAUUUUGAAUAAGAAGUUUGCGGGAACUUUAGACCAAGGUGCUGGAUGCCUCAUCAUUUUUGAAGAUCCCAAGAUUGAUGCGAUCUACCCGACAACAUUGGAUACCGUUGCCAAUAUGGGCAAGGUUGUUGAUAGCAUCUAUGUGAGGUCUGCCAAAAUAAUGGUCUGAGGUUCUGAUUUAGGAGAUUGUUUUCUAGUUUCUGUUGCUUUUCAAUUUCUUCCCAGAGGCUAUUAUCUCUCCAUUGAUGUCGGGAUCGCGGCUUUAUUUUUCUAGGUUGAUAUGCUGCUAGUUACCCAACAUGAUGUGAAAUUGAUUUUUCUCGAAGUACUGAAAUUUUGUGGAAGAUUGGAUCAAAUUGAUGCACUCAGGCUGAACUUAAAUGAUCUCAAUAGGAGUAUAUUUGUAAUCCCCAUGGAUCCAUG
Messenger RNA from Ilex paraguariensis (yerba mate), 2079 nucleotides. The record is from the annotation of a GenBank genome assembly. NCBI's taxonomy places the organism in Eukaryota, Viridiplantae, Streptophyta, Magnoliopsida, Aquifoliales, Aquifoliaceae.